Molecule: messenger RNA, 882 nt
Organism: Hordeum vulgare subsp. vulgare (domesticated barley)
Lineage: Eukaryota; Viridiplantae; Streptophyta; Magnoliopsida; Poales; Poaceae
Product: protein TsetseEP-like
Exons: 1
Coding region: 83-586 (167 amino acids)
Source: RefSeq, a predicted model, not a curated record
CCAAGUGUGAUUCCGGUGACACAUACUCUAGCAAGUGACUUGAGUGAUCUGUGAGCAGCUAGCUGGCCAGUGAGCGGCGACGAUGAGGGCACCUGCCUUCUCGCUGUGCUUGCUCUUGGCCCUCGUCGCGGCAAAUGUUUCUAGCCUCGCCCUCGCUGGGCGGGUGCCGGAGCUGAAACUUGAGCCCAGCCUGGAGCCGAAGCCUACGCCACAGCCUGACCCCAAACCAGACCCGCGGACCGAGCCUAAACUCGCGCCGAAACCUGACCCGACACCCAAGCCCGACCCUAAACUACCGCCAAAACCAGACCCACAGCCAGACCCUAAACCGGCGCCAAAAUCUGACCCAACGCCCAAGCCCGACCCUAAACCGGCGCCGAAACCUGACCCAGCACCCAAGCCCGACCCCAGACCCGACCCGCAGCCCGACCCUAAACCGGUGCCGAAGCCCGAUCCCAAGCCCACGCCCGGCCCAAAGCCCGCUCCGGGCCCUGGCCCGAAGCCGGAUCCGAAACCCCAGCCGCCGGAACAGUCAUCCUCGCAGCCAAAGCAGCCGCCACGUUCGCCGCCAGGCUACUUCAACUGAUGGGAGAGAGGCCCCUCAGCAGCCGCUUGGUAAUGAAGAGUUAGCCUGCUUGCAUUUGCGUGGGUCUUGGUGCUAAAUUUGUCUCCGGUAAUGGUUACUCCUACACAAUGUACGUCUCUCUACGUAUUGCAUGGGAGUACGUAGUAUGUAUUGCAUGUGUUCCCUCCGUCUAUGUACGUCUUAUCUCCAGUUUGUACGUGUGAGCCAUCUUUGCGUCAGUGUAUCUCCCGUGUGAUGUACCAUGAAUAAACAGAGGAAGAUGCAUCAUGCAUGUAUCUCAACGUACAUUUGUUUCA